AAUGCAGACAACAUCCUUUUGAAAGUUUGUGAUUCUUUCAAUUAUUUUUCCUUUUUCCUUUCUCCGCCUUUUGCUAGACGUCCUUGGGCCACAACUUUAAUCGUCCACAAGUCAGAAAAAACCUCAGGGACCUUCAGACCCAUAAGGUAGUCCAAGCCCUAACUCCCUCACCCCAUCUUCCCUCCGUCUGAAUUUCCACGGUCUUCCUCACCCUGUUUCCACCCGGGACGCCCAUGUUUUCCUCGGCCGCGGCGAACGUGCGAUGGAGCGUCCAGUUUGACCCUUCCCCGUCCACUUCGUCCGUGGCAUCCCUGACCGCCAUUCCUGGACGCAAGCGGAAAGCCAACUUCUCCAACGAUGAGAUGGAAACCCUGGUGUGGAAUGUAGUCCGGCAUUUCGGCGCCUUAUAUGGUUCCGAAAGCUUCCGGGCGCACCCCGCACGGCGCAAACAGCUCUGGACACAGAUCCAAAGCCGUGUCAACUUCCUCGGCUACACCGAGCGCUCGAUUGAUGACCUGAAGCACAAAUGGAGGGAUCUACGGCUGGACGUCAAGAAGAAGAUCACCGCCAAGAAGAGCCCGGCCGUCCACCGGGCCGGAACCCCCUGCAAACCACGGUUGACCCCCCUGGAGAAGAUGGUGGCUUCCACAUUCUUUCAGCCCACCCAUGAUUCGGAACCAGAGAUCAUCCUGGAUCCCGAGAUUUACUUCCCGGGAACCUCCAAACUGAGGUUUGGGCCCAUGCAGGAUGCAAACAGCCACCCCAGUAUUUACAUCAACACCAACGGGCAGCCGUCCACUCUGCCAGAAAUGGAGGAGUUCGUUGGGCCUCGCCUGGGUGUCCAGAGUCCAGACCCGUCAGUAAUUGGAGACUACAGCAGAGGGGAAGAGGAGAGCAGCUCUGCUGACUCCGGUCCAGAGCUCCAGAUUCCCGAAAAGUCGACUGUCUCCCCCCCACUGAGAAAUGACUCCCUGGUGUCCUACACUUCCGAAGAGGAGGACGCAGAAGGCCCAGAUGGGAAUGAGGGUCUCGAUCCGCCAUUCUCAGCCGAGGAAGACCUGAAGUUCUCCAGUCGGCAGGCGAUGCUCCUCCGUCGCUGCAGUUUGCGGGGAUCGCCUGCAUCCGAGCCAGAGGACAUGUUUACUCCGGUGGGUGGUCACUCUGAGUGGGGUCACGAUGGGGGUGCUGACCUUCCAGUCCUGGGACCCCAGACAGAGGACGAAGGAUCAGAGCCCCCCAGUACUGAUCUAGGCUCCUUCCCACGGGGACUGGUGGGUCCGGGGUGGGAGCCGUCGUAUGAGGAUCAGCAGCUGCCGCCGUCCAUAUCUCCGCUCGGUGCAGGGACUCUAACGGAGGAGUCCCUGCCUCCUGUAUCCCCUUGCAAAGACCCAGUAUCCCCUUCGCACUCCUUGCCACGGGGAAUCGGGGCCUACCACGCACGGGAGAGCCACCGAGGACCUUGCAAGACCACCCUCCAUCGCUUAAUGGAGAUGGAAGACCAGUGGGAUCAGCUCUACCACCACGAGUUAGCUGUGUGGCAAGAAGAACGAGCCCAGCAACGGGAGGAGCGGGCUAGAGACAGGGACCUCCAGCUGCAGCUCCUGGCUGUCCUCACCGAGAUCCGCGACGAGCUGCGGUGUUUGCGGCAGGAACGGGCAACUUCCCGCCAGGAGGGUGCUUCGCAAACCGGCACGGAGCUCACCUCGCCGUGCCUGCCUCCGAAACCCGAGGUGUCACUUCCCAAGUCAUUGUCUGUACAUGCCCCGUUGUUCUACCCUGGCAAAACCGAAUCUUGCCUCACGGGAACAACUUUGCUGAAUGGCGGGCGGGGACAGAGGGGUGUUGGGCUCAGAAGUCCCCAGGGUAUCCCCCGGCGGGGCAGGGGGCGUCCCCGAGGGUCCACAUCUCGUCACAAAAGGUUGUUGGUGAGCAGCAGAUAGGUGGGGUGCGGGUUGCCAAUCCCAGGACUAACAAGACAUCUCAUGUGGGAGGACACGUGGACAUGCCAUGCGCCACAAACACCCCGGA
Molecule: messenger RNA, 2028 nt
Organism: Notechis scutatus (mainland tiger snake)
Lineage: Eukaryota; Metazoa; Chordata; Lepidosauria; Squamata; Elapidae
Cellular component (GO): nucleus
Source: RefSeq, a predicted model, not a curated record